GCAGACAGUAGUACAGGAGCGGCUGCAUCCACUCUGUGACCGGAGGACGAUUGCUCUCAGUCGCUGAGGCUUACUGCUGUUCUUCAGAGUCCCACAAACUGAGCCUGCACCUCUAUCGCUGGUGCAUCCUGAAAUUCUUUGUAUUUUUUAUUUUUUGAGGAGUGAGAACAUUUUUAUCAAAAGCAACACAGUCUUCGGGUCGUGAAGUCGGUUGUGUCAACCCCCCUUUUCCCCGAGACGCACAAAAGACGCACUCCCAAGUCCACCUGGAUAGCAGCUGACAAAGCCGUCCGGUGUGCUUCGAGCUCCAGUGGGGAGAGACGGUGAGGAGAAGUUAGCGCGGAAGGCAAAAGAGCGAAGAAACACAAAAGGCAGGAUGAAUCUCAAGAGUCAUUUGAUUUUCACCCUCUACACUAUUUAUGGGAUUCUUCUGAAAGUGAUGGCUUCAAAAGGCAAAGCUCGAGGCAUCAGCGGUCAGUACCCUCUGGUUCAGAAUGUGACGGUGACAGAGGGUGGGACGGCAAACAUGACCUGCCGUGUGGAGUAUAAUGACAACACCUCCCUCCAGUGGUCAAACCCAGCACAGCAAACCCUUUUUUUUGGGGACAAGAAAGCUUUAAGGGACAACAGGAUUGAGCUGGUGCGUGCGUCAUGGUCGGAGUUGACCAUCAGCAUCAGUGAUGUCACGCUGAUGGAUGAAGGCAUGUACACCUGUUCUCUCUUCACCAUGCCUGUCAGAACAGCCAAAGCCUACCUGACUGUUUUAGGUGUGCCGGAGAAACCAGAGAUUGAUGGCCUGACGAAGCCCGCCAUGGAGGGAGACCACAUCACUCUGACCUGCAUGACUCAGGGCAGCAAGCCCGCCGCCGACCUGCGUUGGUUCAGGAAUGAGAAGGAGGUCAAAGGUGCCAAAGAGGUGAAUGCAAGUGGGAAGACAUUUACAGUACGGAGCUCUCUGCAGCUGCACGUGGACAGAAAUGAUGAUGGAGUGGCCUACACCUGCAGAGUGGACCAUGUGGCACUCGCACAGACACCACAGCAGGCCACUGAAGUCCUGGAGGUCCACUAUGCUCCUCGUGUGGAGAUCAUCCACUCCCUCGCAGUCCCUCAGGAGGGCCAGUACUUAAAGCUGGAGUGUGUGUCCAAAGGAAACCCUUCACCAGACCCGGUGAUGUGGACAAAGGACGGGGGUGAACUUCCUGACCUGGACAGGAUGAUUGUAGAGGGGAGGGAGCUCACCUUUACUUCACUCAACAAGACGGACAAUGGCACCUACCGCUGCGAAGCCGGAAACCACCUAGGGACCAGCAGUGCUGAAUAUACACUCUAUGUCUAUGACGUCCCCACAACCCUGCCUCCAUCCACCACUCCCCCCCUACAUCCCAUCCCUCCAGAUCCUACCGCUCUAUUAGGCACCCACGUCUCAGACCCCACAGUCACUGGCAACAGAGAUCCAAACGCUCUGGGGCAGCACGGCACUGACCAUGCCUUGAUCGGAGGAGUGGUGGCUGUAGUGGUCUUUGUCACCUUGUGUUUAAUCAUUGUUCUGGGAAGAUACCUGGCCAGGCAUAAAGGAACGUACUUGACAAACGAGGCCAAAGGGGCGGACGAUGCGCCUGACGCCGACACAGCCAUCAUCAACGCUGAGGGCAACCAUGCGCACGCAGAAGAAAAGAAAGAAUACUUCAUUUAGACUGCAGAGGGAGCUGUGCAGCUCUCUCCUUCCCCUGUCCCUCGUUCAGUCCCUAUAUCUCUUUUUCUCUCUCUUUCUCUCUCUCUCUGUCUCCCCCUUUUCUUCUCCACCUCUGACCACUGCCCCCGUCGUGGCAAUGAGGAAUUUGCAGGCAGUCCACAGACAGAGAAGUCCCCCAAGUGUUUUCCUAUUAUUGCCUUUUGUCUAUCAUUUACAUCUUGUCCUUUCUUUCUUUUUCUUUUUUUGGCAGCCAGUUUCCACAGGCAGCUUGCCAUUGCUGCCCUGAAGUUGUCUCCUUUCUCGUAUUUUUUCCUCAUCUUUGACAUGAAUGCCUGGAAGUCUGUAUAUCUACCAUGACUGCUUCUUACAUGAGCCCUUCUUCAUCUCCUCGCCUGUUUGCCGUCUAAGCAGACACCCAAACACACACUAUAUCCCCCGCCCUUUGUUCACACACAUCCACAAAACACAUAUCAUAUCUCACGUCAACACGGUGCCUAAAAAUACAGACGCCAUUGAACUUCUGUCAAUGCCUUCAUGUAUCGUCUGUCAGUAGCAAUGUAAAUGCUUUGUAGAUGGGUUAACUGGACCAUCAUUUCAUUGCUUAGCUCACAGCUUUUGAUUAUGCGUCUUUUCUUUUUUAUUAUUAUUUUAACAAAGAUCUUUGCUGUUUACGCCUUAUACAUGUCUAUCACACUGAAUAUGGUACUUUUAGAUCCACCUCCCCCCAACCCCACCCCCUCCUCUAAAUAGACUUGUAAUUAAACAGUUGACCCUUGUAAGAUAAGAAGAAGGUUUUGUGUAACACUGUAGCAAGGUUUGUCAGAUAAGUGUAUUAUAUGAUUUUCAUUAUUAGGGUAAGGGUAAUAAAGGGUAGUGUGGUAUUGUUUAGAGCAGCGAAUACACGCAGAUGCUAGGCGAAGCAUUCCAUCGAAUAAAUUCAGUCAAGUAUAUAAAACCAUUUUGCUAAAAACUGCUGUCCCUAUGUACCUUUGUCUGUAUAUUCCUGCACUGUCCAGGCUGCAGUUUGGUGAAACACCAACACAUUUCAGUGUCCUCUUGACAGCUUAACGUAGUUUGUGAUUCACAUAAAGGCUUCAGGUGUACAGAAAGAAUGAAUCUCUACAAGCUGUAUAAAUUGUACUGUAAUGAGUUUUCACUUUGAAUUAUUUUUUGUUUACGUUUCUGUCACAUUGGAAUAAUUUAAGGCUUAAGGACCCCGUGAAAUGUACAAUUAACUCUCAGGAGUUAAUAAAAACAAGUAUACGGUUGCAGUAUGAAUAGGAAAUUUAGUGUUGAAUUAAUUUUCCUUUCAGUAAUGUAAUUUUCAUUGUUACCUCUUGUAAGUUUGAGGUCCAGGCAGCUCUCCACAGUGGUUUGUAUCCACAUUUACUGGCUCAUAGAUACGCAUCAAAUCAUAUUAUAAUUUAUACAAAUAGUGAUAACAUCAGUUUGACUGGAACCAAUUUUUUUUUUGAUUAUAUCGCCACCUCUGAAUUUUCGUUUAACGAUUUUCUAACAAUUUAGUUAAAAUGUAUAUAUCACCACCUGUCAGAUUGCAUAACUGCUCUUCUUAUUUCCAUUUUUGUCCGAGUUGCUCUCCAUGAACUGAACUCUGAUUUCCAUUUCAUGGGGUCUUCAAGCGAAAAAAAAAAGAAGUAAAAAAAAAAAAAAGGAAAAAGUGUGUGAGUGCUGGAUCAGAGAUCUGCAGGGGCCUCCUUUCCAAAAACUAAAAACUGAAGACAAAUAGAGAAGCACAAACAUGUCUGAAUGCUUUCCUUUGCCAACAAGAUUGCCUUGGGAAUGGUUCUUCUAUUCAAAUGGGAAGUGGAAAGAUGACAAGGCUGUCUUUGAUUCAAUUCUGGGGGGAGAAUAAAUACAGUGCAUCUUUUUGAAAAUGUAAGCUAAAUCAUGUUUUUAUAAGACAAAAAGUUUUUAAUAUUUUUGGUUUAAUGGUUCUAAGCUCCCUGCUGUGUAUUGUGUCUGCUAAAAUGUGGUUGAUUGUGAAAUUUGCUGUUAAAUUCUGAAUUCCCAUAUUCCUUCAAAUUUGUAUAUUAGCCACCAUAUCUAUUUACUUUUUACAUUUUUCAUUGCAUUGGGAAAAGUUUUAAACAAAUGUAAUUUCAUUUUGGCACAAGGCAUGUAUAUAAUGUGUGAGAACUAAACUUUGGGAAUACACAUUAGCAUGUUUUUGCUUGGUUCUUUUUCAUAUUUUAAUUUAUUUAAACUAAAGAGAGAACCACAAUCAAAGUAUAUAUGUAACUUAAUUUUGGAGAAAUAUGGCUUCUUGUGUUUGUGGCGUGCUUUUGGGUGCUACAGAUCGGAAAGAUUUGGUGUAAAAUAUGAUUAACAAAUGGGGGGAAAAAAAUCCAAAAUUGAAGAGAAGAAAAUGUGCGUCUGUCUUCACCAAAUUCUUAAAAUACAAAUUGAAAUCCAUCAAAAUAAACAUUACCUUCAUGUCGAAGGAAGUGAAAGUUUCACACACACACCAAGGCAAACUUAACAUCCUUGUAAGCAACUUCUGUUUCUUUUCAUACAUCCCCGCUGUUCAUCUUUCAUCAGUUUGCAGGAAUGUGGCUGAUUUACUCUCCUGUGAAAGAGCGAUAAAUACUGUGGCCUCUGGAACUAAAGACUUAAAGGCAAGGCACUAAUCUACUAAGAGGGAGCAAAUUAUUACCAAGGGCAAUAAAAUAGUGGGCCCAGCUGUCUCCAAUUCAGUGGCCAAUUUACAACAUUAUGCAAAUAAGGUCAGCGAGUAAGGUCUUUUUCUAUGUGCUAUAACUCAAGCACUGCUGGAGUGAAUCACAAGUUGGGAACCAUUAAAAUGUCGCCACUGAUGUAGAAUUUAGGUUGCAUAUUAGGCUUUAAAUGACUUGUUUUUGAAAAUGCAGAAGCUUUGCCGCAGCUUUUUAUCAUAGUAGUGCCCAAUAAACCACUAAUAACAGGUUUGACUUCAACCUCACCAGUAGAACCAGGCAAGUCUUCUGUAUCACAUUUGUCUAUAGUUACAUUUUUCACAAUGUUUUUCUUGAUUUUUUGGUUGUUGUUUUUGGGUUUUUUUUUUUACUUUUCUAUGUAGCUCUUUUUAUUGUGUCUUAAAUCAAUGAUGGUGUCUAUCAAAUUUUGUUUGCUUUAUGCCUCUUUGUCCAUCCUAGAAAAAGGAAAGUGGAAAGUGGUGGAAAUAGAUUUGUUGAUUCUGAAGUCUGCAAAACAGGCUGUUUUAUAUUAAAUGAACACUCACAAAUGACCAGGUCUGCAGUGAUGAGUCGGUGUUUAGAGAUGAAACAGGUGCCAUUUACUGAAUUAUGCACUCUGACUAAUUUGAUGGAUAUUUCUUAGUAAAUGGUGAAAUGUGUUUUGUUUUUUCCCUUUCUGAAUACAUGUGUAAAUAUUUGUUUUGAAAUGACAGUAAUGAGCUAAGUUGUUGCAAAUGGCUUUUUAUUUUAGUUAGACCAAACCUGAUUAUUUUUUAAAUUUGUUAUUCUAACAGGCUGGCACAUACCAUCAUGCACUAUUUUGCUAUGAUAGAAUCACCUGUAGCUGUGUUACAUUUUUUAAGUCAGUUAUUAGUUCUGUUUCUUUAUAUGUUGUCGGUUGAAACUAAGCUUUAAACUCAUUGCCUCCUUGCUUUUCAACAUAUAUCGGUUCGGUUAAUAUCCUCCCCAUCAUGGGCCUCUAAUUUCAUCCUGGCGGCAAGACAGUAAUAGCACUGACAUGAUUGGGCACUUAUGCACUCUAUAGCCUCUGUUUGGUGAAUUUCCUUGCUGCAAAGAAACCCACUUUCUUCGACUGAAGGUGUGAUCAUUGCAGCUGAGGUUGCUUAUUUAUGCAGAUCAGGUAUUGUAAUAUUGGCGGUGAUUUGGGCGUGAAAUUGUACACAAUUUUGUGAGCAAUUUUCAUGUUGGCAUUCAUAUGUGUGUUCUUCCUGUAAUAGGCAACAAACAAUAAUAAAAGGAACACCUUUUAUUAUACUACAACUUACUGUCGAUGUUGACUAGAUGCACUGAUGUCAUUGUGUUGCAAAAUAACAACAUAUCACCAGAUUUCAGUGCAUCCUUAGUGUAAAUCCAACUUUAAAAUGGGACACCAAAAUAUCCUUGGAUGCUUAUUUGUUUUUGUGCCUCGCGACUCUGUGCUCUCUCCUCCUCCUCCUCCUGCCUAUCUGCUUCUUUUAUAGAGGGAUGAGACGAGCUGAUGUGAUUGGUGAUCAUUGAAGCUUGUCCAAACUCCACCUGCUGAUACUGCAUUAUGUAUUCAUCCUGCUACAGCCUUUUCACCACACUGCACUGCCCCAUGAGAGCACCAUUGGUCACAAAGUAUUGGAGUCAGUCAAGCACACGCACACACACACACACACACACACGUGCAUUUUUGCCCGAGUUUGCGCAAGAAAUUGUCCCCAGUUUCAGGAAAUUAGAGGCCCAUAUCUACUAAAAAUACCAACUCUGAAUCCCCUGUUGAAAUGGGAUGAACAAGAAAGUCCAGUUUGAGUCAUACUAUGUCUAAAAAAAUGUUUUAACUGUUUUGGUUUACAUUACUCAUGCUUUUAAUAGUUUUGUUCUCCAUAGCAGUGAUGAUAGCAUGACAUGGCCCGGUCCAGUGCUCUACUCCCCUGACCCUUGAUAUGUCUUGCUGUACAGUUUGGCUUCAGCGCAUUUCUUGGUUCCUCUGCAAUAUUGACACUAGAAUCAAUCAGCCCAAUCUCCAUAUUGUCACAAAGAUGAAAACAACAUGUGACACAUGAUCGCAUGUAGAGAUGUUUUGUUUUUCUUUCUUUUUUAAAUAUAUCUCUUUUGUUUUGCAUCUCAGGAAUAUAUUUCAUUUAGAGAUUUUUUUUGUUUGUUUGUCUUAAACUCGGGGACUUGUGAGCUCCUCUCACUCUGCGAGUCCCUGAAUGCUGACACCAUGUAUUUGUUGAGUUUAAGAUUACCGCAAUGUUAAUAAAAAUUAUUCAGUGAUUCUUCAGUAA
Molecule: messenger RNA, 6659 nt
Organism: Plectropomus leopardus (leopard coralgrouper)
Lineage: Eukaryota; Metazoa; Chordata; Actinopteri; Perciformes; Serranidae
Product: cell adhesion molecule 2
Biological process (GO): homophilic cell-cell adhesion
Source: RefSeq, a predicted model, not a curated record